CAAUUAGGUGAGUCUACCCACGAUACAGUCCGUAACAUAUGUAAAACUCUCAGGUACCUAUUUACUGGCAGGUUAAAGAAACUACUCAUUUUUUCUGCCUAGGCCUGGAAUCGAACCCGGGUCCUAAGGACUACGACCUCCGAGUGCUGUCCGUGUGUGUGUGUGUGUGUGUGUGUGUGUGUGUGUGUGUGUGUGUGUGUGUGUGUGUGUGUGUGUGUGUGUGUGUGUGUGUGUGUGUGUGUGUGUGGUGGGCGUGUGUGUGUGUGAAAACAAACACAGGUCGCUGUGGUGGUCCCUCGCGGCACCCUUCAAUGGAGCAAAUGUUUGGCCUCCCACUGUAAACAAUAACACAAGAGUAAACUCAAACAAACUAACUGGGCCUUUAAAUAAGAUGUCUCUCUCGCAGACACGUUUAGUUACCGUUGGUUCGCCGCACGAGGAAGCUGUCACCUCUUGUGCCCUUAUACUGCCAGAGGCGCAGGAGGCGCCUAUACAUUCACCAACCGCGUUUCGGGUUAACCAACACUUGAGUAAUGAAUAAUUCCCUAGCCUCCACCACCGCCUAUCCCAACCUCACUCUAUCUCCCUUUUAUUCCUCUCCAUUCUAUUUCUCCCAUCUCAUCUCUUCCACAUUCCCGCCCUCGUACCCGGCGUCACUGCAAGCGUCCCUGUUGUUCCCGCCAUGUCAUCUGGGAGUCUCGCCGGCACCGGACUGUGAAGCACACCAGAAGCCGCCCUUCUCCUACAUUGCCCUCAUCGCCAUGGCCAUCAGGAGCGCCCCGGACCACAAGGUCACACUCGCUGGCAUUUAUAGAUUCAUUAUGGAUCGUUUCCCUUAUUACAGGCAUAACAGACAGGGCUGGCAGAACAGCAUCCGCCACAACCUCAGCCUCAAUGACUGCUUUAUCAAGGUUCCACGAGAAAAGGGAAGGCCAGGCAAAGGCAGUUACUGGGCCCUUGACCCUGGAUGUUCUGAUAUGUUUGAAAAUGGGAAUUAUCGACGAAGAAAGAGACGCCCAAGGCAGACCCCAAAUACAACAGGAUUGUCUAAGGAUGAUCAAGAUCAUAUAAUGAAGACAGGAAAUAAGACACUGCAAAGAGAUGAGCUAAUUAACUAUAGAAUCAAUGCUACUGACACUCAUUCAAGCUUAGAAAGCAGCUUACAUUCAAAUAACCUCCAUGUACCAACCCCAGAGUUAGCUUGCACUGAUGAGACUUCUCUGGAAAAUAGCUAUUUGAAUAGUCUUAAGGGCAUCACAAAGAUACCAAAUGAUUUAACUAUUCCGAUAAAGACUGAUUUCCUGAAAAAUGCACACCAAUUUGCAAAGGAAAUUCUAGGAAGCACCAGCAUGCAAUCAAAGUCACCUGAAUUCUCAGCACAUGUGGCUAUGGCAUCACACAGUAUUAAAGAAUAUGAAAAAUAUGACAUCUCUGAGAAUGCUAGAAGAAAUUAUAAAUACAAAGAUGAGCUAUCAAGUCCUUGGUCAAUCCUGCAGUGCCUACCACAGCUCUUGCCAUCCCAACAACCUCAACAACUAGGUACCGAGGUCAUAAAGCCCAAUAUGAUUGAUUCUAAACAAGAAAAUGCUAACUUUAAUGAUCAAUAUAUGCAUCACCAGACAAAAAAUUUCCCAGAAUUGAGAGAGAUCACUGCAGACUUGGAAGGCUCUCAGAUGAGUGACAAUGAAGGCAUGGAAAGCAAAGGAAUUAGCAAACCAGAAUAUAAUGAAAUGAAGGGUAAUUCACGAGAUGUCAGUACACAUGACCUUCAGUAUUCGUGUUCAAGAGGUAAAAGUUUCCUUAUCGAAAAUCUUAUAAGUUAGCUGAAGACAAAAUAGUAAAAUAUUACAAGUUUUUUAUUAUAAAUUCUCAUGUAGUUUGCAAAUUGCAUAAACAAUUACUUAAUGUAAAU
Procambarus clarkii (red swamp crayfish) is the source of this 1912-nucleotide messenger RNA. RefSeq names its product forkhead box protein I1-ema. Gene Ontology annotation, biological process: anatomical structure morphogenesis; cell differentiation; regulation of transcription by RNA polymerase II. Lineage: Eukaryota; Metazoa; Arthropoda; Malacostraca; Decapoda; Cambaridae. The record is from RefSeq and is a predicted model, not a curated record. Gene Ontology annotation, molecular function: DNA-binding transcription factor activity, RNA polymerase II-specific; RNA polymerase II cis-regulatory region sequence-specific DNA binding.